AUGUCUCAGUCCAGCGACACGGUGGCACUGAGCGGCAGUGCCCCCGGGGACAACUACCCACGCUCAAACAUCUUCGACUUUGUGUUUGGCAACUCAUUUUCAGAACAGUCCAGCUUCGUGCCCCCAUCCCAAAGACUGCCCCACAUAGAGGACUCGCGGCCCAUCUUUGUGGACAACAACAAUGAGCGCACACUCACCUACGGCAGGGCGCGGCAGGACGCCCUCACGGUCUCGGCGAACCUGCGCUCGCUGGGCCUGGACCCGGACGACACCCAGGCCCUCCCGGCGACGGCGUCGUGCGCCCGCCCGGAGCUGGCCCCCGUGGUGCUGAUCCAGCUGCCCAACUGCCUGGCCUUCGCGUCCGUCCUGUUCGGCACCUUCGCGUCGGGGCUGACCGCGUCCCUCGCCUCCCCGGCCCUCACCGCCACCGAGCUGGCCUGGAUCCUGCAGAACGCGCGGCCCCGCGCUAUCGUUACGGCCACGGCGUCGCUGGGCGCCAUGCGCGAGGCCCUCCGCGCGCAGGAGGACGCCGCCUUCUUCGCCGCGGUCCCCGUGUUCACCGUCGACGUGGCCGGCGACUCUUACCUCUCGGGCAGCCCGCCCCCGCCCACGCCCCCGUCAUCAUCGCCGGGGGCCGCCGGCCAGGAGCAGGACUGGUCAGCCCUGCUCCGGACCCCAUCCACACCACAAAAGUCAUACCACCUCUCCGCGGUGGCGGCGCCGAACCGCACGGCCGUCAUCCUGUGGUCGUCGGGGACGUCGGGGCGCUCCAAGGGCGUGCUCAUCUCGCACGGCGCGCUCGUCUUCGCCACGGCGUCGAUCUGGUACGACGCCGACUUCCACCGGCCGGGGCUGCAGCAGCGGUGGCUGGGCUACGUGCCCUUCUACCACGUCUUCGGGCUGUGCAACAUCUUCCUGCUGGCGCCGGCCGUGGGGGCCUCGUGCCACGUCAUGAGCUCCUUCAACCUCGAGGCCAUGCUGGCGGGCGUCGCGCGGCGGCGCGUCACGUACCUGCACAUGGCGCCCCCCGUGGCCGUGAUGCUCGCCAAGGCCGCCGUCGUGGACAAGUACGCCCGCGAGGGCGGGUUCGCCACGGUGCUGGCGGGCGUCACGGGCGGCGCGCCGCUGGGCCACGAGGUCGUCCUCGAGGUGCACCGGCGCCUCGGGUUCCGCGUCAAGAUGGGCUACGGCCUGAGCGAGACGUGCAACACGUCGCUGCAGCGCGGGAGCAGCGAGGCCGACAUGCACGAGGGCGCCGGCGACAGCGGCAGGCCGCACUACGGCGUGGAGCUGUGCAUCGCCGCGGACGGGCAGGACUUUUCUUCUGGUCGUACUACCGUCCCGGCCAGGCUCGGCGAGCCAGGCGAGAUCCUCAUCCGCUCGCCGUCGCUGAUGAGCGCGUACCUGCCCAUCGGCGGCGUGGGCAGGGGGGCCCCGGCGCCCGACAUGAGCAUCACAACCGAGGCCCUCACGCCGGACGGGUGGUUCCGCACGGGCGACGUCGGGUUCCUGGACGCCCGGGGCGCGGUGCACAUCACGGACCGGCUCAAGGAGCUGAUCAAGGUGCGCGCGUACCAGGUGGCUCCCGCCGAGCUCGAGGCGGUGCUGUGCAGCAGCGAGGGCGUCGCCGACGCCGGCGUGAUCGGCGUGUACGACUCGUCCCAGGCGACCGAGUGGCCGCGGGCGUACGUGGUGCCGCGGGACGCGGACCUGGUCAGGAACGGGGACAGGGCCGGGCUCGAGAGGCUCGCGGGUGAGCUCAAGGCGCUGGUGGAGAAGAGGACGGCGCGGUACAAGUGGCUCAUCGGGGGCAUCGUGUUUGCGGAUGCGAUCCCCAAGUCGCCCAGUGGGAAGAUCCUGAGGAGGGUGAUCAAGGACGGCGGGGUCAAGGGCGGGAUUGAGGUCUCUGUGUACCAGAAGAAGAAGAGGGACUCGAAGCUGUAG
This is a messenger RNA of Diaporthe batatas, 1944 nucleotides long. RefSeq lists its product as uncharacterized. The transcript is spliced from 2 exons. NCBI's taxonomy places the organism in Eukaryota, Fungi, Ascomycota, Sordariomycetes, Diaporthales, Diaporthaceae. Gene Ontology annotation, molecular function: CoA-ligase activity. The record is from RefSeq and is a predicted model, not a curated record. Gene Ontology annotation, biological process: secondary metabolic process. Bases 1 to 1944 code for a protein of 647 amino acids.